GUCAGAUCUAAAAAAUCUUAACUAAUAUGAAUUCAAAAUUCUGUGAUUAGAACUUAUGGUAUAAAGGUUUAACUACCACAGCUUAAGGUUUUUAAAAAUUGUAUAAUUCGCACUAUACCGAGGUCACACUGGUAAGAUUGAACAAGGAAAGAAGAGAACGAGAGAGAACAAAACAAUAAGCUAAUAGGCACCAACUCGUUGGCUCGGAAUGGCUGGAUUUUUAAAGACAAGGAAGCGUAGCCGGGAGGACGACUUGCCCUGCGAGUCGACGCCCCUUUCGAAACGCAUCAACAACCUGCAUCUAAACUACGACGAUGGGAACAGUAGCAGCAGCAGCAGCUGCAGCAUUCCUCCCCUGCCAGUAGGAGGAGCUAGUGCCCCCGGUGGCCCUGGUGGCCACGAUGCAUCGGGGAACGGUGUAGCAGUCGGAUACGAGUACAACCCAGAAUUGGGAGCAGAGCAAAACCCAUUUUAUUACGAAAAGAACAAGAUGCUGUACGACCUGCACGUCGAGCGAAUCAAGCGCAGCAGCCAGUAACCCGGAAUCCGUCAGCCAAGUCGCUUCCGAAACCUGGCACCGCUAAUCAAGUGCCAAUCCGAGCUCCGAACUAUGGAACUCUGUAGUUCAAGUUUAGCAUAGUUCACGUCCUUUCAUUCUAUUGUGUGCUGAAAUCUGGAGACAAUCCUCUCAGUACUUGCGUUGUGUGAUAGACAUUGUUUACUUGCACAGCAUAUCGCGUUGGAUAAAUAGAUAAUGCAAUUAUAAAUCAAGCCAAGACUUCCUAAGCACGCACAUACAUAAAUAUAGCCUAAGUCGCCCUCUGUUUCCCAACUACCUAUAUUUGUAAUAUUUAUAUGUAUGUAUGUAUGUAUAUUUAUUCUAAGAAUACUGUAAGAAACUAAUAUUAUUUGUUUAGUUUGGAAAAUUCUCGGCUUUCGGUUGAAAUGUGAUGGCUAAACGGUAUUUCGUAUCGCAUUGGGACAUUGCUUAUUCGCUGAAGUUGAAAGAACAAACUAAAGCAACCUCAAAAUAAACAAUGUAAGCUCUUUAAA
Messenger RNA from Drosophila eugracilis, 1053 nucleotides. RefSeq lists its product as uncharacterized. Bases 209 to 538 code for a protein of 109 amino acids. The transcript has 3 exons. The record is from RefSeq and is a predicted model, not a curated record. Lineage: Eukaryota; Metazoa; Arthropoda; Insecta; Diptera; Drosophilidae.